Prunus persica (peach) is the source of this 3638-nucleotide messenger RNA. RefSeq names its product transcription factor TFIIIB component B'' homolog. Gene Ontology annotation, molecular function: TFIIIC-class transcription factor complex binding. Gene Ontology annotation, cellular component: transcription factor TFIIIB complex. Bases 1040 to 3235 code for a protein of 731 amino acids. The transcript has 14 exons. The record is from RefSeq and is a predicted model, not a curated record. Gene Ontology annotation, biological process: RNA polymerase III preinitiation complex assembly. Lineage: Eukaryota; Viridiplantae; Streptophyta; Magnoliopsida; Rosales; Rosaceae.
UGCAUGCCCUCAAUCCCAUUGCUCCAACCUAUCAACUCCCUUGGAAAAAAACUUAUAUGAAAUAAGGAUAAUACUAUUUUGUUAUUCUGGCCAAUAAUACAAUGAUGUGAAAAAGUUAUCCGAUAUGUCAUUGCGUAAUUGGCGGAAAUAGCAAAAAUUGCUAUUCCUGAGAGUUUCUCUCCAAUCCAAUCCCCAUUCCCCGGAAAAACCCUAAACCCAACGGAAUUCCCCGCCCCAACCCACAAAACCCACUCUGAAAAGAAAGGAGCGCUUCUUCAGCCAUCGACGGUGCUCAAAUUUCUCUUCCUUCUCUCUCUCUCUCUCUCUCUCUCUCUCUCUACGGUAACCGUAGAGAGCAGGCUCCGGUGGAAAGAGAAGCGAAGGGGUCGACGACGUUGAUGUGCCAACGCCGAAGCGGGUGAACUGGUCAGGUGGGGUUCGGAUCCGGUUUUGCAUACACUGCUUCAAGAGCCACUGAAGAACACGACGCUAUACAGCUUCAUAGGUACGCUUGGAAUUUCUUUGUUCCUCUCUCUCCCUCUACAUUGGCUUGCUAUCAUUUUUCCAUUUCUAAUUUCGGAUUUUUUUUUCUUUUUGCUAGUUUGUUUUCUGGAUUCAAUAUUAUUUUCUCUGAAAAAAAAAUAAAAAAAUGGAUGAGUGGGUUUUAAUUUUUUUUAAAGGUUUUUUUUUUACUUUGAAUUAAAUUUGAGUGAUGAAACUACUAAAAUGCCCAUGCCAUCUUUUCUUAAUUACUAAGUAAAGGGCCUACCCAAAUUUGACGAAUUGUGCCAAAUGCGAGUUUCGAACCCGAGCGAGCUCCUCCUUAUCCUAAGAAACGCACGACCACCACCAUCCCGUCUAUCACGCGCUAUUUGCAAUUAUUUUACAUUUAAAUUCUAAGAAUACGUUUAGCGGUUGGCUCGUCCUCCCACCUCUCUCCCUGUUUCUCUCUGAAACCCUAGUAAUGGUGAUGCAGAACACUUAGCAGAGACGCUUCUGCCCAAUAUAUGUAGAAACGGUUGUUGAAGUUAAAAUCAACAUGGAGGAUUUGGAUGAUAUUUUCCUUGACCCUUCUAAUGCCCCUGCUCGUCCUGGCGGCCGAUUUCGACCCAAGGCAAAGCCCCGGCCAAGCAAGGUAGCAUCUACAGCAGCUACUUCUGCUCUUCCUAAUGACAGGACGGAAAAACCUGCCACAUUAUCUCCCACUGUCUCAGAUACUGUUCCAUCUGUUAAAUCCAUUGAUGUUGGAGAUGUUAAAGUAACAGAUCCUGUAGGUUCGUCCUUGGCCACAUCAGAGAUUCUUGGGAACAUAGAGCCAGCAAAAAACAAUGAGAAUUUAUGUACAAAUGUUGCAUCGUCUGAUGGCAACAAGGACACGAAACCUUGCGAGUCAGCUGCAACAGCUGCUCCUCAACCGGAGGUUGCAGCUUCUGUUGGAACAGCAGCAGGGGAGAAUGCAGACAUAUUCUCUGGGUUGGAAUGUCUUGAUGGUUUUCUAAGUCAAACUACCAGGGGUACAGCAGAGAGUGCUGCCAGUAAGCCCCAUGUUUCUGCUGAGUCUUCAGCGUUCAUGGUUUGUGAUGUUGCAGAAGCUCAAACUUUUUCUGAUUGUUGUACAACCCAAGAUCCCGUGUCCUGCAGAGAAGUUUCUGUUUCUAACAAACCGGAUGAAGUGCAGUUAGAAACAAAGGUAGAUGGGGCUUUCUCAGAAUUUGAAGUUCUAGAUGUUGUGUCUGAUGCUACCAUUUUGUCUGGACAACGUGUUGGAAAAUUUCAACCCAAGCUCAAAGUGAAAAAAGGAAAGGAGCAUUUGCACAUCCCUCCCGCUGAAGUUGAGUGUAUGCUUUCACAAGCUGUGUUAGUGCCUUCUGAAACUGACAUGAAUGAGAGCUCACUUCCUGCCUUCCCACCUGGACAUGUUCUUGAUCACCCAUCUCCAAGGUUUGGUGAUUCUAGUACCCCACAUCCAACCUCUGAUCCCCUAGUGAAUACAGAAUACAUUGCAGAAACUACCCACUUGGAUGGCGCCAUUUUUGGGGAUGCUGUGCGUUCAGAAGAUGUUGGGGGGACACUUGGAAAAGAGGGUCAUAAGAGUAGAAAUAGAAAAGGUUCUACUGCAUCAAAUCAUUCUCAGAAGCACAAAUCUUUUGCAGCCAGUGAGGAGGCUGAAGGUGGGACAUCAUCCAGGAAGUUGAGGAAGCGGUUACCUCGUCAAGAAGUUGAAGAGCUAGUGCAUGAGGCUAAUGAAGACAGCUUCACUGCUGAACCUUCUAGUGGAUCAAAUGUUAAUGAAGACGAGAAUAAUGAUAAUGAAUAUAGGGAGCAUAAGACAUCACAGAGGAAAAGAGCACCAAGAAAGUCCAAGGAACCUGAAUCUGGAAAAGAAGAACCAGUAAAAAAACGUAAAAGAGCCAAGGAAGCACCUGAUAAAUCAACGAAAGACCCUCCCAAAAGGUUUUCCCAUUCAACUCGUAGAACCAAAAGACAUGUGGACAAGUCUUUGCUUGAAAUCCCAGAGGAUGAAAUUGACCAUCAAAGUUUGUCUCUAAAGAAUCUCAUUCGUCUAGCAGAGCAUAGGGAGCUGUUAGCGAUUAAAGAGGCAAGAAAAAUGACAACUCCAGUCCCCGAUGAAAGUACUAACAAUGAUUCUCACAAGGAAGCUAAUCAUGAUGAAGAGAAUGAAGAGGAGACCUUUCCUUCAGAACAAGACAGAAACUCUGAAGAAAAUCAAGCAAGCUAUCGGGUUAAUGCGAGUUCCUUUUUACUCAAUUACCAGUCGUACAUGGACAAAACACCCACUGUAAGAUGGUCUAAACAAGACACAGAACUGUUCUAUGGGGCUAUUCAGCAGUGUGGAUCAGAUUUUACCAUGAUUCAAGAACUUUAUUUUCCCGGUCGAACACGUCAUCAAAUCAAGUUGAAAUUCAAGAAGGAAGAACGUCAAAAUCCAUUACGUAUCAAUGAAGCCGUAUUAAGUCGUUCGACUUGUUCCACAGAUCAUUCCCAAUUUACUUCAUAUAUUGAGAGGCUGCAACAAGUUGCUCAGGCAAACAAGGAGGAGGAAGCAGAACCAACUCAUGAUACUGAUGAGGGAGUGAAAAAAACUGAGUUGGAAGAACCUGAAGAUCAGGAAGCUGAUGUUGCUGAAGUUCAAGAAGAAGCUGUGGAUGCUGAAGUUGAGAAUCCAUUGAAGUCUGAUGAAAUUGAUGACGAAGAAUUUACGUGGUCGGAAUGACAAGUCACGAGUAUUUUUUUCCCCUAAUAUAUUUUUUUCAGCCAUGACUGACUUUCAACGAGAAGAUAUCGUACUGACAAAUUGGAGGCGAUUCAAAUCUUGUUAUUGAGAGUGUUACACAAGGAAAACUAACACAUGGAAAUCAUUCUCAUUUUGACUAUGGAGAAUGUGGAGAUAAAAACACAUACAGUAUAUUGAGUAGCCAACACAGUUGCAGAUGAACUGUAAGCACAGGACGGGACAAUGGAUACCUCAGCCUCAAAUCUGGGCACAAAACUAUACCAUGCCUGUUUCUAACGAUAUUUUGAUCUUAUCAGCUUUUAGGCCUCUGCGAUUGUAAUAUUGUUUUCGAUAGCAAAAUAGAUAAACAUAUUUAAUAAUGAAUGCUCUCAUAUCUUUUUUC